Messenger RNA from Polychytrium aggregatum, 1020 nucleotides. RefSeq lists its product as uncharacterized. The coding region runs from base 1 to 1020 and encodes 339 amino acids. The transcript is spliced from 3 exons. Lineage: Eukaryota; Fungi; Chytridiomycota; Chytridiomycetes; Polychytriales. Gene Ontology annotation, cellular component: lysosome. The record is from RefSeq and is a predicted model, not a curated record. Gene Ontology annotation, molecular function: cysteine-type endopeptidase activity.
AUGCUCUUCAACGCUGGCUUUGCUCUCACCGCCCUCCUCGCCCUCUCUGGAGCCAUCGAGGCUGCUUCCGUCUCCAAGGGCGGCAAGUGGGACAAGUACCGCAAGUCGCUCGACAAGGUCAUCGGCUCUGCCGAGAACACGGCCAGCAUGUCCAAGGACGCCAAGACCAUGGUCCAGGCCCAUGUCACCCAGCGCAAGGACCCCGCCUUCAAGAAGCUCGUCAAGAAGGUCAAGAACCAUCCCAAGGCCAAGAAGAACAAGGCCGGCUUCACCAUGACCGAUGACAACAUCGAGUCCCUGGCCACCGAUGUCUUUGGCAGCAACGCCUCUGAUGUCCACACCGCUGCCGUCCGAGCUGCCAUGCUCCCCGACUCGUGGGAUUCCCGCGACAAGAACUGGGUCUCCUCAGUCAAGGACCAGGGCCAGUGCGGCAGCUGCGUUGCCUUCUCCUCGGCUGCCACCGUCGAGAGCACCUUCCUCAGCCAGACCGGCAACAGCAUCGAGGUCUCGACCGCCGAUCUCUUCUUCUGUCUUGGCUCCAAGGAUGGUGCCUCCUGCAGCACUGGCUGGCAGACCGGCCAGGCGGCCAGCGACAUUGCCCAGAACGGCGUCGUUGGAGCCGACUGCUUCCCUUACACCGCCGGCGACGGUCAGGAUCAGCAGUGCGACGACAGCAGCUGCCAGCGCACCAGCGGGCUCUCGGUGGCCUCGUUCGGCAGCGUCGACGAGAUCAAACAGCACAUCAUGACCUACGGCGCCGUGGUGACUGCCUUCACUGUCUACCAAGACUUUAUGAACUGCUGCACCAACAACCAGAUCUACAUGCAGCAGUCCGACCAGCAGGAGGGCGGCCACGCCGUCUCGAUUGUUGGCUGGGAUGAGAGCAAGCAGGCCUGGCUCUGCAAGAACUCCUGGACCACCACCUGGGGCACUGACGGCUUCUUCUGGAUCGGCUACGGCCAGGCCGGCAUUGGCUCGACCGACCAGACCUAUGGCUUCACCACCUCUGGCGGCAACUAA